Messenger RNA from Colletotrichum phormii, 2249 nucleotides. RefSeq names its product elongation factor Tu GTP binding domain-containing protein. Gene Ontology annotation, biological process: translational elongation. The transcript has 5 exons. The record is from RefSeq and is a predicted model, not a curated record. Bases 180 to 2114 code for a protein of 644 amino acids. Lineage: Eukaryota; Fungi; Ascomycota; Sordariomycetes; Glomerellales; Glomerellaceae. Gene Ontology annotation, molecular function: GTP binding; translation elongation factor activity; GTPase activity.
CCGUCGCGACGCCAACUUUGUCGGAAUUAAAAUUCGCCCCUCUCUAUACAGCCUUAACACGCUACAUCGCACUCCAUCAUUCAAUUCCAUCAGGCACUCUUCUACAACUCCAUUGUGUCGCUCUUGACACGCAUCAAUGAUCCUAAGGAUACGAAUAUAGCCGCUCCCAUCACCCCACCAUGACUAGCAAGAACAUAAAGUCAUUACCGCACGAGAAGCGUAAGGGCGAAGCUGCCCUUAGCGACUUUGCCGAGUAUGUCGAGAAGCAGCAAGCAUUGCGAUACCCGAGUGCGAAGCCGGCCGACGUCUCCAAGGCCACUGAAGCCCCCGAACACCAGCAUGCUGAGCUCGACGAGCUCUUCGACAACCUUGAUCUAGCCGAGCCUACUCCUAGCGUUCGAUUGAAGGACCUCCUGCUAGGCACCAAUGACGACACGCUUCAGAAGUUGGAGGGAGUGCUCCAGGAAAGGAUAUUAGAGGGCCACGGAGAGACCGUGUUCGAGCUUGGUUUCGAGAACAAUGGCGAGUCCAUGGGACUUUCAAUAGAGCAAUGGACUGCGGCAUACACCCGAUUGAAGGAGGCGGCCAAGAGGAUACGAGCUGACUGCCGAACGCUCAUCACCAAGAACGUCGGUGGCGAUGUUGAGGCCCCGAGCGCCCAGUCUGGCAAAGACAGCCAUUGCAGUGGCAAGAUCAUGAUUCGCCAGACACCAGCAACAGUAGAGGAUGUCAUUGAGACCCGAAUAGCUGUGGUUGGCAACGUCGACGCUGGAAAGAGUUCUCUUCUGGGUGUCCUGGUGAAGGGCGACCUCGACGACGGCAGAGGACGUGCGCGAGUUAACCUCUUCCGCCACAAGCACGAGAUCGAGACAGGCAGAACCAGCUCUGUCGGCAUGGAGAUCCUGGGUUUCGAUACUCUAGGAGAUGUUGUCGUUUCCGACACCCCUGGGAGAAAACUGUCGUGGGAAGAGAUUGGAAAACGCAGCGCCAAAGUCAUUACCUUCACUGACUUGGCAGGCCACGAAAAAUACCUGCGAACGACCGUUUUUGGUCUACUGUCGAGCAGCCCUAACUACUGCUUGUUGAUGGUCGCGGCCAACAAUGGUCUGGUCGGCAUGAGCAAAGAGCACCUGGGUAUUGCCCUGGCUCUCAACGUACCGGUGAUGGUCGUCAUUACCAAGAUUGAUAUCUGCCCGCCCCAGAUUCUUGAGCAGACCAUCAGCCAGAUCACCAAGAUCUUGAAGAGUCCAGGAGCGCGGAAGAUACCCAUCUUCAUCAAGGACCGCGAGGAGUGCAUAAACACGGCCACUCAGUUCAUCAGCCAGAGGAUAUGCCCCGUCUUCCAGGUUUCCAACGUCACGGGUGAGAACCUCGACUUGGUCCGGACAUUCCUGAACAUCUUGCCGCACCACGGACGCUAUGAUUCCGAGGCGCCAUUUGAGUUCCACAUCAACGACACGUUCUCGGUCCCCUUCGUCGGUACAGUUGUCUCCGGCAUUAUCAAGGCCGGUGUCAUCCACGCUGGUGACAACGUGCUCAUAGGUCCAGACUCUUUGGGCCAGUUCACAUCUACCAGCAUUCGAUCCAUCGAACGCAAGCGACUGGGGGUACCGGCUGCUUCUGCGGGUCAGUCGGCGUCCUUCGCCUUGAAGAAAGUCCGGCGUAAGGACGUUAGAAAAGGCAUGGUUGUUCUGCCCAAGCUUGAAGGACAGCCGGCGCCCAAGGUGCACAGGGAGUUCAUAGCAGAAGUUUUGAUUCUCUCUCACGCGACUACCAUCAAGACGAAAUACCAGGCCAUGCUGCACGUUGGCCCCGUCUCGCAGACGUGCGCGAUCAUCGACGUCGACCGCCCGUACAUCCGGACUGGCGACAGAGCAACGGUUGCGUUCCGCUUCGUUCAGCGACCCGAGUAUCUCGCUCCCGGUGACCGGUUAUUGUUCCGAGAGGGCAGGACCAAAGGCCUGGGUAUUGUCAAGUCAGUUGGCUACGACCCCAGCAAGCCGUUAUACCCGCAUGGCGACUCUGCGACGGGUGAAGAUGGCGCAGCGAACGCCAAGAACGAUGAGAACGGCGAGAAGCCCGCCAACAGUCAGGAGGUCAAGGUCGGGGCGUGAGGAGAUUGCACUUGGUACCUGUAUAAUUGGGCGUUCAGCGGGUUGAUUUGAAUAUUGUAGCUAGCUAGCAUUGGGGUUCGAGCGAUACCAGGAUGUACAUUUCUGAGGAGGCACGCUUCUACCUGUCUCGUACAU